This is a messenger RNA of Merops nubicus (carmine bee-eater), 408 nucleotides long. It is a transcript of the gene PFN3, whose product is annotated as profilin 3. Gene Ontology annotation, biological process: positive regulation of actin filament bundle assembly; regulation of actin filament polymerization; actin cytoskeleton organization. Gene Ontology annotation, cellular component: cytoplasm. The coding region runs from base 1 to 408 and encodes 135 amino acids. Gene Ontology annotation, molecular function: actin binding. Lineage: Eukaryota; Metazoa; Chordata; Aves; Coraciiformes; Meropidae. The transcript has a single exon. The record is from RefSeq and is a predicted model, not a curated record.
AUGACGGAUUACUGGAAGCAGUAUGUCAACAGCAUCCUGGCAGACAGGAACAUUGAAGAUGUGGCUAUCAUAUGCCUCUCUGACAGCAAGCACAUGUGGGCAGCCAAGUCAGGAGGGCCCCUCACAGCCAUCUUGCCUGAGGAAGUGGACUUGAUCACAGGCCGGGAUCGGAAAACGUUCCUGCUAUUGGGAAUCACCAUAGCUGGCAAAAAGUGCAGCGUGAUUCGUGACAACCUGCUGGUGGAUGAAGACAACAUGAUGGAUGUCAGAAGCAAAGGCAGUGACAGCAGAUCUAUCUGCAUUGGCAAGAGCUCUAAAGCCCUGAUAUUUCUUAUGGGCAAGAAGGGAGUCCAUGGAGGAACCCUCAACCAAAAGGUCCACAAUAUGAUUACGAGCAUGAAAGCAUGA